AUGUCUGGUCAGCAAAGCUUCAAACAAGAACAUCUCCUCACCUGGAACAUCUACAUCCCCACAAUGCAGAGAGGCUUUUUAUUUGUGUUGUUGUUCUUGCCGGGAGGCCAUGGAGGGCUCAUCAUAGAAGACCGCAUUGUCAACGGAGAGGACGCCAAGGGGGCAGAAUGGCCAUGGCAAGUCAGCCUGCAGAACAACGGGGUUCACCACUGCGGCGGGUCCUUACUCACCGAGUCCUGGGUGCUGCUGGUUGCUCACUGCUUUGAGGAUCCCCUGAAUGUGUCACAAUACAAAGUGUACCUUGGGGUGCUUCAGCUGUCCAACCUGAGCAGCCCCAAUAUAGUAGAAAGAGGCGUAAAGAAGGUCAUCAUCCACCCUGACUUUGUAGAAGAAGGAGCCGGUGGGGACAUCGCCCUGAUAGAACUUGACAAACCGGUCUCUUUCACCACCUCUAUCCUUCCCGUCUGCCUUCUGCCUCAGAAUGUCCAUCUUCUAGAGGGAACCCUCUGUUGGGCUACAGGCUGGGGGGACCUCAGCGAAGGAGUAAGACUUCCAACCCCUGAAACCCUUCAGAUGGUGGAGGUGGCCUUGCUUACCAACAACAACUGUGAAGCGAUGUAUCGAGCCCGUUUAGGCUAUGAACAGAAAUACAAAUUGAUUCAGGAAGAUAUGAUCUGUGCUGGCUACAAACAGGGAGGCAAAGACACCUGCCAGGGUGACUCGGGUGGUCCCCUCGUGUGUAAUGUGGAAGGGGCUUGGUUGCAGCUCGGUAUCAUCAGUUGGGGUUUUGGUUGUGCCAGGCCCAGUUUUCCCGGAGUCUACACCAGGGUCCAAUAUUACCAGCCGUGGCUUUUGCAAUAUGUGCCUACCGUCUGCUACAAAGAAGGAAGGAAACCGUCACCUCAAUUCAACGCAACGAAUCCGGAUCCAAGCCAACAUUCUCCAACAAGGAACUUAACUCUGCAAGGACUCAGUGAUGGAAAGACGGAAAACAACUCAACUUUCAAUGCUACUGGAAUAAAAAUGAAUGCGUUGGCUUCAGAUGCUACUUCCUCCCAUGUGUUCUCCAUGAUCGGCGUCAUCCUGAUCCUUCUCACUUUGAUGAUCCCGGCAUAAAAGCUCUUCAACAAUUCUAGCACCGGAAAACCAGGAAUUCCACCUCAAUGGAGACAUCAAAAAAAAAAAACCUGAAGAAGGUUCU
This is a messenger RNA of Rana temporaria (common frog), 1201 nucleotides long. RefSeq names its product serine protease 33-like. Gene Ontology annotation, molecular function: serine-type endopeptidase activity. Gene Ontology annotation, biological process: proteolysis. The transcript has 5 exons. Bases 1 to 1116 code for a protein of 371 amino acids. The record is from RefSeq and is a predicted model, not a curated record. Lineage: Eukaryota; Metazoa; Chordata; Amphibia; Anura; Ranidae.